UCCUGGCAGUAUUCUCCUGCCCAGACCGGUGUUGGAGACGGACACGUGAAGACGUGCAGACUGGCCUCUUGCGCGACGUGACGGGAUCGACGCGCGGAGGUGAUGCAACGCCAACCACCCCACCACGACCAUCACCACCGCCCCCCAGCAUGAACGAGCAUGGCGCCCUCGACAUCUCCGCCGCCACGUCGGUCGCCGACAUCCACCUCGCCCUCGCCCACCUGCAGGAGCAGGAGGCUGCCGUCACCCACCGCCUGAAUGCCCUCGUCGCAUCGCAAAAAGACCUCUCCCGCGAGCUUGGCCGCCUGGACCUGCUGCGCGCCCAUCUCGGCGGCCAGGUCGUCAACACGCGCGCAAUCAGCAAUGGCAUGCUCUCCGACGCUGCCUCGACGGCCAAUCGCAUCUCGAGCGCCGUGAAGCGCCUGGACCAGGAGCAGUCCAAUGUGAAGGCGACGCUGGACGUGGUCGAGCAGGUCGCUGAGCUCAAGGCGUGUGUGCUGGGCGUGCACGGGUCCAUGGGCGCGCCGCAGGACUGGGAGACAGCCGCUGCCUACCUGAGCCGCGCAUCCAAGAUCCCCCACGACGUCGUCAAUGGCAGCUUCGCCGAGGAGAUUGUGCCCACUGCAGAGGUCCCCGACCCGCCUCGUGUGACACUGGACGCCGCUGCCGAGUCCCUGUGUGGCCUGUUCCUGCGCGAGUUCGACAAGGCUGCAAAGGAUGGCGACGGCUCCAAGAUCACCCGCUUCUUCAAGCUCUUCCCCCUCAUUGGGCGGGCGGAUGUAGGCUUGGAUGCCUACGGGCGCUAUGUCUGCCAGGGCGUGGCAGCGAGGGCCCGCACCAACUUCAACUCGGCUGCACCAGCACAGCGAAGCGAGCCCUUCUUCUACGCCAACACCGUCACGAAACUGUUCGAGCACAUUGCACAGAUUGUCGACGGCCAUGCGCCGCUUGUCGAGCAGCACUACGGCCUAGGCAUGAUGGCGAAGGUGGUCGAGCGUCUGCAGAUUGAAGCUGACGUUCAGGGGGGAAUUAUCCUCGACACAUGGCAGGAUGAGCGCAACAUCCACCGCACCCUGACGGACAUCAAGUCGUAUGCAUUUUCAUUUCUUGUCCAGAGCUUUCUGCCCGCCCAGAAACCUGCCCCUGGAGCCCCCCGGUCCAACUCGCCAGCCAAUGCUGUACGGACGAGUGAGGAUGAGGGGGUGAAUAUGAAGGAAGUCGACGGGCUGCUGGGGGAGAGUGCGCUGAUGCUUGGUCGUUGGGCCCUGUACUCGCGAUUCAUCUCGGACAAGUGUGCACCUUCCACUCCCCCAGACCUCAUCGACCACGGUCUCGUUAUGCCGCCCUUCCUUGCAACCAGCAACCUCCAAAAGAAAGUCACGUCCCACCUCAUCGACCCCUUCAACAUCAUGACGACCUUCUUCUUCCGCCGCUCCGUAGAAAAGGCCUUCCAGCUCGACGAAUCACCCGCAGACCUCACGCUCAACCCCACCAAGCCCCUCGGCUCCAACCCGCCAUUCAUCACCUCCGCCGUCGACGACGUAAUGUACAUCGUCAACCAAGUCCUGCAGCGCACGCUAGCCACCUCCCAGCGCAACGUCGUCGCCAGCGUCGUCCCAACCGUAAGCCGCGUCCUAGGCAGCGACUUCAUCGGCAUGAUGCAGCGCAAAAUGCGCGACGAAAGCUACCCCAAACCCGUCAUCCAAGGCGGCCUCCCCCCCGAAGACAAAGUCAUCGCCUUCCUCGUCCUCAUCAACAACCUCGACAUAGCAAACGACUACAUAAAACGCAUCGUCGACCAGCAACUCGCUCCCAACCCCUCAACCCAACACUCCCCCCUCCAAGACCUCUUCCCCUUCGGCCACGACAGCACUUUCGUCCACACUGCGCUACAAACCCUCGAAUCCUCCUUCGCCGCAAAAAGCUCAGAGCUCCUCAACGACGGCAUCACCGUGCUGGUUGCUAACGUCCUCAAACCCCGCAUCCGCCCCAUCCUCGCAGAAGCCUUCCGCGAUAUCGAUUACGCCCCGCCAGACGACGCUCUUGACGACGAACCAGACGACGCCGAUGACGCCGACCUCGUAAAAUCCCGCUUCGACCGCCACUGGCACAUCGUCAUCCGCCCCAUAAAACGCAUCCUCACCCCCGCAAACUUCGACCGCCUCCUCACAGCCACCAUCCCCUAUCUGGCCUCCGCCCUCGAAAAAAGAAUCAAAAGCUACUACGGCCGCGUCAAUGAACUCGGCGCUGUUAGGCUGGAGAGGGAUGUAGCGGGUGUUGUGGCGAAGGCGGUCGAGGGCGGGAAGUAUGGCCUUAGAGAUGCGUUUACGAGGGUUACGCAGAUGUGUGUUAUUCUUAAUAUGGAGGGGGAGGAGUGGGAGGAGAGUUUGAGGGGGGAGGGGGGGAUGGAGUGGGUGCUUGAUUGGGAGGAGAGAGCGGGGGUGCGCGCUAUUCUUGGGGGGGUGGUUUGA
This is a messenger RNA of Dothidotthia symphoricarpi CBS 119687, 2471 nucleotides long. Its product is annotated as COG4-domain-containing protein. Bases 150 to 2471 code for a protein of 773 amino acids. The record is from RefSeq and is a predicted model, not a curated record. Lineage: Eukaryota; Fungi; Ascomycota; Dothideomycetes; Pleosporales; Dothidotthiaceae. The transcript has 2 exons.